Messenger RNA from Oncorhynchus tshawytscha (Chinook salmon), 8812 nucleotides. Its product is annotated as microtubule-associated protein futsch-like. The record is from RefSeq and is a predicted model, not a curated record. The transcript has 2 exons. Lineage: Eukaryota; Metazoa; Chordata; Actinopteri; Salmoniformes; Salmonidae. Bases 224 to 7921 code for a protein of 2565 amino acids.
UCAUGUCCUAGAUCCUGUCUACAAAGGGCCCACCCCUCCCCCCUCGCCCUCUCUAUCUGUCAAGCAUUCUGAGGACGGGGCACAGGGAGGUGCAGAGUGGGGUGAGGGGUCAACUCACCCCCCCCAGGCUGAAAGUGACAACAAAUGGGUGUUGUCACCAACGAGUCACCAACAGUCGCCCACAAGAAGUCGUAGGCGUGUCUGUGGGAGCCGUCCGUUGUCCAUGACCGACUUCGAGGACAGUCUGACUGAAUGUGACCAGGCCGAGCCAGACUUCAGUGAGCUGUCUGUGGAGCUAAAGCAAACCUCAGAGGACUACACUUACCUCUCCACCACCUCUGUCACUAUGACAAUGGAACGGGUCACAGAGAACAUCAGUAUUACAGCCAAGCCUAUAAAUGUACCACAGUCUACUCAGCUGCCUCAGUCUUCUGAGGUGGUACGACCCAAAGAGACACAUAAGAUAUUCUCAAAGGAUCAUAUUGACGAGGUGUCACACAGACUUUACAAAGUCCUGUUUGGGUAUGUAGUGAAGUCAACUAGUAAAGGAUCCAGGAAAACACCAAUGGAAUUGGAUGAAGUGGCGGGUACUUACAGAGCCAGCCCGGUUUAUGCAGAGGAUUCCCCUACCUCCAUGCCUUUGAUUGAUGUAGACCAGGCUGAGCUUUAUGUCAGACCUGUAGAUAUCAGUCCCUUGAUCCCAGAGUCUAUCUCCUUUGAAGUGGGUAAGGAAUCCCAGACAAUAGCUCAAACAUCAUCUGACGUGUCAAGAACCACUCUCAUUUCAGAUUCGGUCAAAGUAAAAUCCAUUGUCAGCACUGCAUUAAUCCAGAUGUCACAUGAAUCAACUGCUGAGCCCCCAGGAGAGGUGUUAGAUCCUCCAGUGGCUGACUCCAGAUCAGCCAAAUCUGUUAUACCGGAGGUAGAGUACAGUUUUGCGAUAACCUUACCUAUCACUCAACACAAGCCUUCAAGUCAGGAGGAAGCCUUUGUUACAUUCUUAUCAGAGUCAUUCAUGCCUUUGGUGCCAGAAUCUACAGCCUCCGAAACCGAAAAAAAGUCUUCAUCCCCUGACUCAGGGUCUGAGUAUGCUACUAAAUUUGUAGUUUCAAUGCAUGAUCGAUCAUCUUCCCCAGAGUCAGUGACUUCAGAUGAUAGGUCUGGGUUCCAAUCACCUGAAUCCCCUAUACUAGAGUAUCGCCUGUCAACACCUGAUUCAUCCAUACUGUUGACUGAGAGUAGAGCCUCAUCCCCUGAAUCACUGUCAUCCGUUACUGAACUUAGGCUUCUUUUGCCUGACUCGUCCAUACCUAAUUUUAGACCCCUGUCUCCUUUACCAUCCCCUGAGAUUAAAUGGGAAACUGCAAAAUUACCUGCUUAUGCCUCUGGACAAAUGUUUAGGCCAUUGACAUCUAUGGUUCCAAACAAGGGAGAGUUUACCAGAGCGAUAUCUCCAGGUAGUGAAAGUAGUUAUUGUCGAUCUAUUUCACCUGAAUCUGUAAUUUACGAAGCUGAAGACAGAGCAUCGUCUCCUGAAUCAGUAAUUCUGGAAACAGUGAGGUGGCAUUUUUCAUCAGAUAGACCACUAUCUCCUGAAGAGGAUUUACAGAAGAGGGUAUCAUCACCUGAAUCUACCGGGUCAGUCAAUGAACAUAGACCCCUAUCCCCUGAUUCUCCUGUACCUGAGUUUAGACAGGUCAUACCUGAAUCGGUUAUCUCCACUUCGGGAUACAGAUCAUUCUCACCUGAAUCAGAGACUUCAGUGACUUCAGAAACUGAAUGUAUACCAUUGGAGGCUUUUGCCUUUUGGCAGAGACCAGACUCACCUGAGUCUUCAAGAUCAGUAGAUGAAGAUAUAUUUCUGUCUCCAGAUUCACCAAUUCCACAAUGUUGGCAAUCUGAACCCAUUGCUUUAGUGACGUUCUGUAGAACAUCAUCAUCCCAGUCUAUAUUUUCAGAUGUAGAUUAUGAAACUGCACCCUUAGUUUCAUUACUUUAUAAGGAUAGACCUUCAUCAUCUGAAUCAGUAGCAUCGAUAGAUGAGUACAGAGCGCUAUCACAUGAAUCACCUAUACCUCAGUUUCGACACUUAUUACCCGACUCUAUUGUUGAUUAUAGAUCAGAUUCAUCUAAAUCAGUAUUGUCAGACACUGAAUAUGUUCCAAUGUCGCUGGAGUCUAUAGCUGCAGCGCAUAGAUCAGAUUCACCUGAAAAUGUUGACUUUGAAAAGGAGAUCACGUAUCCAGCGUUGACCAAAUUGGAAUCCCCUAAACUCCUUGUUUUUCCAUCCGUGACAAAAGCAAAGUUGACACUUGUUCCAGAAAAAUUACAAUUGGCAGCAGAAUCAUUUGAAGCCAUUAAACCUAACCCUUUAAUGUCAGAACCUGCUAUUUCAACAGACAUGCAAAAUAUACAUCCAGAUAUACAGCAGUCCACUGAAAAGGGCAAAAGAAAACUCAAUCCAUUGUCGGCAAAGACGAAACCCGCAAAAAAAAUUAAAUCAAAGUCCGCCAAAAUUGAUCCAGCAUCUGAAUCAGAGACCGAAAUUCCUGCUGAAAUACAAUUAUCUGAGUCAGCAUUAUCUUCUACAAACCCACCUCCAACGAAACCUGCAGAAGUUGUAACUGCACCUAAACCAGCACUACCCGAAUCUACUAAACCUGAACCUCACAAAGGACUAUCAGUACCUGAUGUAGCUCAACCUUCAGAAGACCAACACAUGGUACUAUGCGUGUCACCAAUAACUGUAACUGAAUCAGGUGUAUAUGUCCCUGAAAGUCCACCAAUCAUAUUCAAGUACACAGCUCCACCCUUUCUGGAAUCUAGUAAACCUCAACCUCUAUUAGGUCUAUCAGCCACUGGUGACGAGGCUCAACCUCCAGAAGAUCAAGACAUGGUACUAUGCGUGUUGCCAAUAACUGUAACUGAAUCAGGUAUUAAUGUCGCUGAAAGUUCACCAAUAUUAACCGAGUCCUCAACUGCACCAUUAUUUGAAUUUAGUCAAACUGAACCUCAAAAAGGACUAUUAGUACCUGCCUUGGCUCAAUCUUCAUCUGUAUCACCAUCUGUGUCACCAAUAACAGUAUCCGAAUCAGGGACACAUGUCCUUCCAUCAGCAAUACUAGUGCCAGAGUACAGACUUGUGUAUGAUGCAGAACUUUGGAAGCUUAUCUCUCAAGUAAAUGACCCACAAUAUGUAGGAGAAACCUACUGUAGUAAAACAGGUGUGUUUGAGUAUGCUGGACAAAGAAUGGAGUAUGAGGUGACAUCGGAACCUGAACGUAAAUCGUUAUCAAUAGAUUCUCCAGCUGAGGAGAAUGACUCUAAGCCACUGUCACCGGAGUCAUUAUCAGAGUACAGACCCAUGUCAUCUUCAUCCCUGAUGCUGUUGGAGGAUAUUAAAACAAUGUCUCCUGCGUCUACAAGAACAACGGAUGAAAAUAGGUCAUUGUCACCAGAUUCCCCCGUACCCAAAUAUUCACCAUUGUUCUGUGAAGCUGUUCAGUUUCACCUUAGGUCAUCAUCACCUGAAUCGUUACCAGAUGAUGAGGUUUCUGAGAUAUUUGAGUCAAGAUUUGUAGCUAUUGAAGGUAGACCCUUAUCGCCUGAGUCGACUGGAUCAGUCAGUGAGAAUAACUCACUUUCAAAAGACAAAGACAUGGUACCUUGUGUGUCACCAAUAACGGUAGAAGAAUCGGGUGUAGAAGUCCCUGAAAGUCCACCAAUAAUAUUUGAGUCCACAGCCCAAUUCAUUUCUGAAUCAUCUAAACCUGAGUGUCAGAAAAUACUUUAUGUACCUAAUUUAGCACAACCUUCAAUAGAGCAAGAUUUGACGCCAUCCAUGUCAACAAUAACGGUAACUGAAUCAGAUGUUGAUGUCCCAGAAAGUCCACCAAUAACAUUCGAGUCCACAGCCCAAUUAUUUCCUGAAUCUAGUAAACCUGAAGCUCAGAAAGGACUGUCAGUACCUGAUUUCACCCACACUCCAAAAGAACCAUCUUUGUCACCAAUAACAGUAUUUGAAGAAGGAAUACUUGUCAUUCCAUCAGUCAUACGAGUCCCAGUUUACAAACUUAAGUAUGAUGCAGAGCUUUGGAAGCUGAUCUCUCCAAUACAUGACCCCCAUUAUGUAGGGGAAACCCCCAAAACGGGUAUAUUUGAGUAUGCUGACAAUAUCAUAGAGUAUGUACAGACAUCAGAAAGAGAAAGUCAAAGUUCAUCAACUGAGGUUACUGAGGAAAGACCACUCACACCUGAUUCUGAGUCUGAAUAUAGGCCUCUCGCAACUGAGUCAGUUAAGAUAAAGGCUGUUUUGAGAUCAGAUUCAGCAGAGUCAGUAAAGUCAUUGAAAGCAUGUCAAUCUUUAUCUCUGAAUUCUCCCAUACCCCAAUAUUCACUAUUUUCCCUUGAAACGGCUCAAUCCUAUCAUAGAUCAUUGUCACCUGAAUCAGUAUCUGAUUCAGAUGUUGAAAUAGACCCAAAAUAUUCAAUAGCUCUGGGUAUUGACACGAGAUCGUCCUUUCCUGAAUCUCUAGGAUCUGUCCAUGAACAUAGAUCACUGUCCCCUGACUCUCCUGUACCUCCGUUUAGACAGGUAAUACCUGAAUCUGUUCUUGGAUACAGAUCCUCAUCGCCUGAAUCAGUGACUUCAGAAACCAAAUUUAUACUUUCUGAGGCUUUUUCCUUUUGGCAGAGACCAGACUCACCUGAGUCAAUAGCAUCAGAUACAGAGGAAAGACCCCUAUCACCUGAGUCUUUAUCAGAGUAUAGAAUCAUGUCUCCUGAAUCAGUCAUGCAACUGACAAACAGCAGAUCAUCAUCACCUGAAUCUACAGCAUCAGUGGAUGAGUACAGGUGUCUUUCUCCAGAUUCCCCCAUGCCUGAGUUUAGACAGGCAUUACAAGAAUCUAUCGUUUCAAUGGUUGGAUAUAGGUUCUCAUCCCCUGAAUCAUUGGCAGAUUAUGAAACAGAAUCUGAAACAGAAUACACUCUUUUGAUUUCUGAGAUUGAAGAUAGACCCGACAGUCCCGAUUCAACGGCAUCAGUAGAUGAGUUUAAAGCUCUGUCACCAGACUCCCCAGUACCCAAGUACACACAGCACGAAACUACUACACUAGUGGCAUGGAAUAGAUCAGCAUCGCCUGAAUCGAUAUGCUCAGAUACGGAAUCUGAAAUAGAGUUAUUCAUAGUUGCCUCAAUUCUUCUUAAGGAUAGAUGCUCAUCAGCUGAAUCAAUUGCAUCUAUAGAUGAAUGCAUGGCAUUGUCUCCUGACUCCCCCAUACCUCAGUUUAGACAGAUGUUACCUGAAUCUGCUAUUUCAACCAUUGGGUACAGGUCAUCAUCACCCAAAUCAUUUGCUUCAGAUAUUGAACAUGCACCACUCAUUUCUGAGUCCUUAUUUGAUGAGGUGAGACCAGACUCACCUGAAUCAGUGGCAUCAGUUGAUGAACAUAGACCAUUAACACCCGAGGGUCCUGUCCCUGAUUAUAGGGAGGCGUUACCAAAAUCUGUAUCAAUAAGGGAAUUAUCCUCCACUGGAUCAGUGUUGUCGGAUUCGGAACACUUCAUAUCAACUGCAGAGUAUUUUGCUACUGAACCUACGCAAUUGUCACCUGAAUCAGUAGAAUCAAACUGUGGGGAAACAGAGUUGUCAGCCAAAAGUCUCAUUCCUGAGCGCGCAUUACCAUCAGAAAUAUUGGCACGUGAAGAAACAGACCAGAAAUCAAUGGCUGGUUCACCUAUACCUGGAACAACCAUGAUGGUGGAAGAAUACAAUCUUAUGUACGAUGCACCUGAGUCUUUGCCUGACUGCCAACCCAUGUCACCUGCAACAUUAGUGUUAAAGGCAGAUGUUGGAAUAUCAUCACCCGAAUCUGUGAUAUUAGAGAAACAAGUUGAGAAGGAUAGAUCGCUAUCCCCUGAGUCAGCUGAAUACAGACCCAUGUCUCUAGAAUCAGCCAUGUCAAUGGUUGACGUUAGAACAUCUUCACCUGAAUCAAUGCAUGAAAUGAAUGACAACAGGUCGCUUUCUCCAGACUCACAGAUCCCUCAGUAUACAAUAUCAGGUGUAUCACGAAUGGAUUCAUGUAAUAUGGAGUAUGCCACAAUAGAACACAGGUCAUCAUCACCUGAAUCAACGUCUUCUGGCUCUGAGUAUGAGCUAAUGGCCAUAUCACCUUCAGCAUUAGAGAGUAGGCCAUCCUCACCUGAUUCCCUAGAAUCAGUUGGCAGGAAUCGGCGGCUUUCGCCUGACUCACCGGUGCCUCAGUUUAUGAGGAUUUUAUCUCAGUACUUCAUGGAACCCCUUAGUGAUAUAACGUCUUCACCUGAAUCCGUGUCAUCAGACACUGUAUUCGUAGCCUUACCUCUAGAUUAUUGGGCCGAUGUCCUCCGAAGGCAGUCGUCUCCUGAAUCCGGUGAAUCAGAUGAAGAGUUAAGUUUAGUUAUUACAGGUAGAGAAACAAUGACAUUUAAAGCAGGUACGUUGAGUGAUGUGACAACUGUUUUAACUUCUGAGCGUGUCCCAUUGUCACCCAAAGAAAAGUCCUUGGGUGUCACUCUGUUGUCAGUCCCCGAUAAUGAAUUUGAAAUAGAUCAGGGACAAAUGAGCACGACAGAUCAAGGCUUAUCAAGGGUCAGUGGACUAGUAGCAGAAAUGGUUACCUCAUCUACGGAAUGGACACAGACAAAGCAUGGUUCAGAGCAUGCUGAAACCAUCCCAGCUCCCCAAGCCACUAUUGGUUUGGAAGACGUCAAAAAGGUCCAGAAAGACGUCCCAGUAAGUCAACAACCAGUGAAGGUCCAGGACGGAAAAGAGGAAGAAGUAGAGGUCCUGUGCCCCAGUGCGGAUACAAUAAACACCCAGGAAGACCCACAGAGGGCUCCGUCUCAAACUGCCAAGGAAAUACUGUUGCAGACCGGUUAUGGAAAGAUGCAAAGUGAAUUCAAGUCUACCAUGAUAAUGGAAAGUACUUUUCAUGAGCCAAAGGCAGUUCCAGCCUUCAGUCAAGAAACCAGUGUAUCGGUCCUGGCAUCUACUAAACAGAUGAAGACAGCCACAGGCUACGAACCUCUUAUAUCAACUCCAUUGCAGAUCAGUGAACAAGACCCCUUCACUACCCAUAGAGCAGUCACACCUAAACUAAAGAAACCUGACUCUGCCCGUCAGGAAUUCCUUGGCUCGAGUGAAUUUACAUGCAAGGAAUUUGAGCAGAAUCAAUCGGGUGAGUUAUUUUCGCCGAUGUCAAGCCAAUUCCUGGUGCCUCCAGACUAUGAAGCUGUGUUUUCUGGACGCCAGUCUCUGAGAGUCUCUGAGUGUAGCCAGGUGUCUCCCACUGAUAUGAGUCCAGUUUUGCCCGUCUUCAGUGACUCUCUGUCAGAUAAGAGUCAGGUCACGACGACCACCCUGAUAGGUCUUGAGUCCGCUUCCAAGUCUGUUACACCUGGAUCCGCAGAAGCCUUUGAAUUCUCCCCAGACUUUAAGCGAGUGCUCGGGGAAUUUGAGAAAUCACUCUCUGCAUUUGGACCAGAUAUCCAAUCAGAUUCCGCCCAAGAAGACUCAGACCUGGAGUUCUUUGACUGCAAAGAUGACUUGUCAGACUUCUUAGAGCCAGAGGAUCUGGAGCCAGAGGAACCUGAAGACCUCUACCACAUUGAAGAGCCUCCUUCCCCAACCCCCUUCGGCAGCACACCGGAGACAGGCUUCCUCAAAGGGAGCCCUAUAUACAGCACACAGUUCCUACGGGUGGAUGACCAAAAGCGCUUCUCAUCGGGUAGUGAAAGUCUUGGGGAUUAUGGCAUUUAUGACAGACCAGAAAGUGAAAGUGAAACUGUACCUACAUGUGAAGAGCUUCCCUCCAGGUCGCGGGCAGGGUACGAUGACGAUGAGUACUCUCUGGAACGGGUAAGAGGUCGAGCAUGACGACUGCACCCUGCCCUGGCUUGUGUCCCAGCUUCUCAGGCUGAUUGCAGUGUUACCACAGUCCAGAGAGGACAUCAACUCACUCAAACACAAGUAUAAAAAGCUUAUCAGUGCUGUGUUUGCAUGUGUGUAUACUUACAAGACAAUACACUGUAAGUCAAACCACUGGUCACUGACCAACACAAUGGAGUAAUCAUGGGACAAAAUCAGGAAUAAGGAAUAUACUUACCUUUGAGAAUGUUUGCUUGCUGUGUUUGCUAAUUAUUUUCCUAUUUUCAGCUAAGGUAUUUGAUACAAUGAAGAGAACCCACACUACAUACGAAUAAAUUCCAUUAAAAAAAGUGAAAUAAUUGUCUAACCUUUACUGUCAAUACUUCAUAUUCCACAUCAACAUUCCAAACAGAGGUAUUUGUUUAGACUUUAACCACAAUUUCUUUGGAUUAUCGUUUACAUAUCUUGCAUGGCUGGUUUUGUUGAAGGGGUGUUGUACAACUGGGCCUUCUCUUCAUCUUCCAUCUCCAACACCAUUUCAUAGAACCUCUCUCAUAUUUGAUUUAUUUCUGAAAAGUUAUAUCAGGUCUACGAUAGCCUACUUUUGAAUGCCUUUUUGCUAUUCCAAUGAGAUAAAAGUAAAAAGUCCAACCGAGAAAGAGAAAAGAAGGAACACUGUUGCUUGUUGUUUUGUUCUUGCAGUAACUGUGCCUGCAGUAACUGUUCUUGCAGUAACUGUGCCUGCAGUAACUAUACAAAAUGUGUAACCAUGAUAUAAUGAUCUAUUAUGCUCACAAUGGCUGUGUGCUGUCUCUCAGGAGAUAAAUGAGGAGCUAGGGUUGCUGUCAUCGGAUAACUCAGAGGAAGAGGUGUUAACCUCCAGGGUGGUCCGACGCAGAG